Phaeoacremonium minimum UCRPA7 is the source of this 1194-nucleotide messenger RNA. Its product is annotated as putative mitochondrial precursor protein. Lineage: Eukaryota; Fungi; Ascomycota; Sordariomycetes; Togniniales; Togniniaceae. The transcript has 4 exons. Gene Ontology annotation, molecular function: agmatinase activity; metal ion binding. The coding region runs from base 1 to 1194 and encodes 397 amino acids. The record is from RefSeq and is a predicted model, not a curated record.
AUGAGGUCACUUCUCCUUCUGGCCCUCGCUUCCUGCGCGGCGGCUUGUGCUGGCGGCCACCACAAAGAUGACAGGGUGUGGACGAAGGAGGAGCUCGAGGAGCUCGAGUUGAAAUGGGGCAUGGAGUGGGGAUUUGCUGGGAUCGGAAGCUUUGCUCAUCUCAGACAUGUCAAGUGUCUUACGGACCCGACGGAGCUUUUUGAUAUUGCUAUCAUUGGAGCGCCGUUCGAUACGGCAGUAAGCUAUCGCCCGGGAGCACGAUUCGGCCCACGAGCAAUCCGCCAGGCAUCGUCGAGGCAAACAAGCUUCCGGGGCUUCAACCCGCGAGCGAGCAUUAACCCCUACCAGAACUGGGCUAAGAUCAUCGACUGCGGCGAUAUUCCCAUCACGCCCAUGGACAAUGCUGUCGCCCUGCUGCAGAUGACUGAGGCGUACAAGGAGCUCGGAAGCAGAGGAACUGUCUCCCCCUUGUUGCAGAAGCCGAAGCUCAUCACCCUAGGCGGAGAUCAUAGCUUGGCUCUGCCGGCCCUGCGCGCGCUAAAUGCUGCUUACGGCAAGCCUUUGAGAGUGUUGCAUUUCGACGCUCACCUUGACACCUGGCACCCGGCUAAGUAUCCCUCGAGCUGGCCAUCGGAUCAGGCACACUUCAACCAUGGCUCCAUGUUUUGGUUAGCAGGUAACGAGGGUUUGCUGAUCAACGAUACUUCUCUGCCAUCCGUCCACGCCGGUCUACGCACCAGGCUGUCCGGAGACGGCUGGGAUGAUUUUGAGGACGACACCAAGCAGAAUUGGGUCCGAAUCGUGGCCGACGACAUCGAUGAGAUUGGCCCCGCGGGCGUCAUCCAGUCCAUUCUGAAGUCACUGCCUGGUGACGACCCCGUCUAUCUAUCUGUAGACAUUGACGUGCUCGACCCGGCAUUUGCCCCCGGUACCGGCACCCCUGAGCCAGGCGGCUGGACGACCCGCGAGCUGAUCCGCAUCCUGAGAGGCAUCGAGGGCCUGAAUGUUGUGGGCGCAGACGUGGUCGAGGUUGCUCCCGCGUAUCAGGGUCAGGGAGAGGAGACAGCACUGGCUGGUGCCCAGGUUGUGUAUGAGAUCUUGAGCUCGAUGGUGAAGAAGGGAAUGCAGGAAAUGGGCAAGGUCAGCGCGGCUAGCUCUGAAGAGCAGGAGGAGAGGACGAAGGAUGAACUCUGA